Messenger RNA from Dimorphilus gyrociliatus, 1683 nucleotides. NCBI's taxonomy places the organism in Eukaryota, Metazoa, Annelida, Polychaeta, Dinophilidae. The record is from the annotation of a GenBank genome assembly.
GAACACAAACGAGAUCUGCGUAAUCCAUGACGGUGCGAGGUAAAAAUACGGAAUUAAAAACUGCAUAUUUCUCGUCUUAAUAUAUAAUAAACAAUAAUGAGUCGUCGUGUUAGUGAUUACUCGUCUAAACGACCACGUGUGGAUGAUUAUUACGUUGAUGAAAAACGUGAAUACGACCGGAAAGAUUAUUCGUAUUCGGAAUAUUACCAAUAUGAUUAUAGAAGUUCUAAACGACCACGGACUGAUUAUAUAUAUGAUGGGUCAAGAUGUCAAGAAUAUCGGACGUUAUAUUUAUGCAAUUUAAAUAGUCAAAUCAAUGAAACUUAUUUAUCUGAUGCUUUGUAUCGAGAAUUUCGAAAGUUUGGUGACUUUAACAUGAGAGUGCUAACAGAUAAUGGGAAGAGAAUAGCAUAUCUUACAUUUAGAAAUCCAGAAGAUGCUAAGGACGCUAAGUAUGGGCGUCAAGGACACGAGGUAUGUGAGAGAAAGUUGCAAAUAACAGCCGUAUACGAAAGAGAUCGGCACUCGGAUUACUAUGAUAGGCGAUACUCUCCCCCUCCAACUUCUGAUCGGAGGUAUUCUAGGAGCUCUACUAGGUCUCGAGAAGCAAAAUUUCCUCAUCAUUUACAACAUAUUGCCCCAGAAGACGAUGAUAAAGCAACAAGGACGUUAUUCGUUGGUAAUUUAAGUGUAGAUAUUAACGAGGAUUUUUUAAGAGAUCUCUUUGAAAAAUACGGACAUGUUAUGGAUGUGGACGUUAAAAGACCAUCUCACGGUCAAGGAAAUGCUUAUGCUUUUGUUAAAUAUGAAAACUUAGAUAUGGCUCACAGUGCUAAAGUUAAUAUGUCGGGAAAACAAAUUGGACAAUUUCAAUGUAAAAUCGGAUACGGUAAACCCAAUCCGUCCAACUGUCUAUGGGUAGGGAAUUUGGGACCCAGUGUCAGGGAAGAUCAGCUAGAAAAGGAAUUUGACCGAUUCGGUGUCAUUCAUAGGAUUUUUUGGCCUUCUCAUAAAAGUCAUGCCUAUAUACUUUUUGAAAAUGUAGAUGCAGCCCAAGCUGCAAGAACCGAAAUGAGAGGCUGUGCAUUAGGAGGAAAAGAUUUUAGGUUAAGAAUAGACUUUGCAGAUUCAUCAGUCAUGGAUAUGGAUGAUAAAAAACCAGUACAAGUUAAUGAAGUAUCUGAAGAACCAUGCAAAACCGUAGACCAGUUGAUAGAUUCUACUAAACAAAUAUGGACUGGUACAUUAACUUUGAAGAAUUCUGUAUUUCCUGCCAAAAUGCAUUUGAUUCAGGGAAAUGAAGAAAUUGUGCUUAAGUUAGCUCCAAACAAUGAGCCGUUGAAAAUUACUCAGAGAUUGAGACUAGAUCGGAAUAAAGUCGCUGAUGUACAUAAGAAGUUAGAAGCAGCCGGUGAAGAGAAGAGUGCUGUACUAUUGGCCAUUCCCGAAGCCGAAGCGGGUACAGGCUCUGGGUCAGGAGAAGCAAUGACAAGACAAUUAUCAACUCUCAUCAAUUAUCUUCAUAGCAAAGAAGCUGCUGGUGUUGUUCCAUUGACAGACGGUAUAAUCCAUGCCUUUCCACCGUGUAAAUUUGCCAUGGAGUUUCUGAGAGCGAAUGGAGAGCGCAUAAAUGAAGAAAAACAACAGGAUGAUCAUAUGGUCGUAAUAAUUGUACAAAAUUAA